Callorhinus ursinus (northern fur seal) is the source of this 669-nucleotide messenger RNA. RefSeq names its product transmembrane protein 176A (gene TMEM176A). Gene Ontology annotation, cellular component: membrane. The record is from RefSeq and is a predicted model, not a curated record. NCBI's taxonomy places the organism in Eukaryota, Metazoa, Chordata, Mammalia, Carnivora, Otariidae.
AUGGGGACAGCAGACGGUGGUGAGGCGGACCCUGGGACCUCACAGCCCACCCACAUCCACGUGCACAUCCACCAGGAGUCAGCUCUGGCCACGCUCCUGAUACGUGGGUGCUUCCUGCUUCGGUCCCCUGCCCCUGGCGCCACCUCCCAGACCUGGGGCAGAAGCCGGCUGCUGGUGGCCUCCUGGGUGAUGCAGAUCAUGCUGGGGGUGUUGAGUGGAGUUCUGGGGGGCUUCCUCCAAAUCUUCUAUGACUGCACCUUGUGUGGCUCAGGAGCUGCCAUCUGGACAGGGGCUGUGGCUGUGCUGGCUGGAGCUGUCGCCUUCAUUUACAAGAAACGGGGUGGCAUCUACUGGGCCUUGCUGAGGACCCUGCUCGCCCUGGCAGCUUUCUCCACGGCCAUUGCCACCAUCGUCACUGGGGCUCGUAAUUUCUAUGAGCACCACUUUUAUUUUAGAGACUAUAUCUGUCAUGUCUCCUCGAUGGCCUGGUCUCAGGCCACCGCGCCCCCUAGCACCCCAAGUCCGGACGAAGCCAGAAGGAUGCACCUGUGCCUCUCCCACCUGAGCAUGCUGAAGGCCCUGUUCAUAAGCUUUCAGGUCAUGCUGUUGGGUGUCUGGGUUCUGCUGCUUCUGGCAUCUCUGGUUCCCCUGUGUCUGUACUGCUGGUGA